AUGUGUAUAGUAGUACGUACAUUGCUGUAUGCAUGUUGCGGGUUUGGUAGCUCCAUAGGCAUAGACAUGGUUUAGCUCAUGUUUUACAGAACAGCUUCUGAGAAAUGAACUUGCCUAAUUUGUGGAUUAUAUCGGAUAUAUAUCUGAAAAGCAGUUCAUCAUAGCAGGAAUUCAUAUUUGAUUAUCAGUCAGGUCUUUCACAACUAAACAUAUCUAACUCAUAAUGAGUGAACCAGCAAGAGAAGAAGGAUACAGGGAGCCCGAUCCCGGAGAAGUAAGGGAUGAUGAGAGGAUACCAGAGCCCAUGCCUAGUAACCGUUCUGCCCCUCCCAGGAACGCCACCUCUGCCAAUUCACCUAGGAAACCAGCCACACAGAAAGGAAAGCUACAAAAAGUCACUAUUGUAUUAUUGGAUGAAACUGAAUUUUACUGUGAUAUUGAGAAACGUGCCAAAGGGGAACAACUAGUAGACCUGGUAUGUGAUCACUUGGACAUUGUGGAAAAAGAUUACUUUGGCCUUACGUAUAGAGACUCACAAGAUUGUAGGCAUUGGGUUGACCCGAUAAAAGAGCUGAAAAGACAAAUGAAAAAUGGACCUUGGUUUUUCUACUUCAAUGUCAAGUUCUAUCCACCAGAUCCAGCUCAACUCAAAGAAGACAUCACAAGGUACUUCCUUUGUUUACAAAUUCGGGAUGAUAUUCUCCGGGGGAGACUGCCCUGCUCGUUGGUGACACACGCCCUCUUGGGUUCGUACGUUGUACAGAGUGAGCUUGGGGAUUUCGAUGCUGACAAGCAUGGCAUCGACACAGCGUACCUCGGUCAGUUCCGCUUCGCACCGGAGAGGAAGAAGGAAUUGGACGAGAAAGUCAUGGAGCUGCAUAAGACACACAGAGGGCAGACACCUGCAGAAGCCGAUCUUCAUUUCCUUGAUAACGCAAAAAAGCUUGCUAUGUAUGGUGUUGAUCUUCACCAUGCGAGGGAUUCUGAGGGAGUCGAUAUCAUGCUGGGUGUAUGUGCCAAUGGGCUUCUUAUCUACAGAGAUAGACUAAGAAUAAACCGUUUUGCCUGGCCCAAGAUCCUCAAGAUAUCAUAUAAAAGAAACAACUUCUACAUCAAAAUUAGACCAGGAGAAUUUGAACAAUUUGAAAGUACUAUUGGAUUCAAGCUUGCUAAUCACAGAGCAGCUAAGCGGUUGUGGAAAGUAUGUGUAGAGCACCAUACAUUCUUCCGCCUUGUACAUGCAGAACCUCCGAAGAAGAGGCCUAUCUUCUGGCUGGGAUCGAAGUAUCGUUACAGCGGACGAACGCAGUUCCAGACGAGACAAGCUAGCGCCCUCAUUGACAGGGAUAGCCCAGUGGUGGCAAGAGGGAAGAGCGAGAGACAUACCAGGAGUCUAGACGGUGGGUACGGAUCACCGACGCCUCGUGACCCUGAUAGGUCGGACGAGGUCGUCACCCCAGACAAGGCAAGGACGCUUGAAGCACGCCCUCAGAGUGGAUACGAGGCACAUGUUCCAUACGUUGACACAAACGAGGAGGAGAAAAAGAAAUCACAGCGACUCGAUUCCGAGGACAGCAGUCGCGAUGUGGAUUUGGACUUGACCUCCGAUGAGGGAGAUUACGACGGAGAAACCCAACAAGUGCGCAACAUCAAGCUCUCUUAUUUCUCGAGGUCGGCCGAUAACAUGGCAACCAGCCAGCCAGAGGGAGGGGUAGGCGAGGGAGAGAACCCCGAAGAGGGCGGGCCUACCUUCCAGAAAGAAGUUACCACGGUUACCACUACCAAGACAACCACGUAUACAGUUGAAAGAACAGGGGAUCAGAACGCUGAGCUGGUUAAGGAGACGACAUUUGGAGAAGAGGAUGAGCAACCAGUGUUAUUGUUGGAAGGUGAGCCGACACGGCUUCACAUCCACGAGGAACCGGAGAUUAUUACUACCACUACCGUCAAAACAUUCAUCACUGAUGAUUAUGCAAAUGAGCAGCCCGAAGCUGAUCAGGUCAUUCCAGACCAGUCUCCUCAAGAAGUGAUCCAUGAGGAAGUAUUGACCCCUGACAGGGUCACCGCUGACCUGUCAGAACCGGUCCUGGUCCUUUCCGACCAACUUGAAUUGGUCAAGGAGACGGACGUUGACCAGGAGGAACCGGGACAACCCGAAGCCGAUUUGACCCCUGAAGACGCCAGAUCCGACAGGGAUGAUUCUCCUGACCCACCACUCCUACCCCGUACAUACCAGCCAGAACCAGCCCAGUCCGGUUCUGACCAGCCCGAACCAGUCAAGGAGCCUGAAUUCAAUCAGCAGGAACUGGUGGUCGAGGAAGCGGUAGCAAAAGAGGAAGUCACUGGGGUUGAAUCGACCCCUGACCUUGAUGCACGUUUUGGCGGGGAUGUUGCCAUGGUAAUCCGCCUGGAUGUUGAUAAGCAGGACGAAGAAGAAGACCAGGACGAAGAGGAGGAGGAGAUGAUGGCUGCUGCCCAGCCGGAGCAGGAGGACGAGGUCUCACCGUUCGUCAAGACGGCCAUGCUGGUCCAGCAGCAGCAGAGCAGUGAGGACGACUCCAAGCUGACCAGGGACGUCCCCUACGUCAAGACGGAGAACACCACCAUCACCUACGAGAAGGACCCCGAGGAUGCGGUCGAUGGGGAGGAGGAUCCGGGGACAUUGAUCAGCGCGCAGACCAUGACCAGUGAGACGAGGUCGAUGACGACCACCACUCACAUUACCAAGACUGUAAAGGGCGAGCUGACCGAGACGAGGGUUGAGAAGAAGAUUGUUAUCCAGGCAGACGGUGACUUAGAUCAUGAUAAGGAGGCGGCCGAUGCCCAAGUACGAGCUCUGUUAGCGGAGACUUUAGCCGAGGAGCAGCUCCAGAAUCCUGACUUCCAGGUCACCCGCAUCGUCAUCCAGAAAGAGGGGGAAGAGAUCAACGGAGAUGUGGAAGGAGAGGAGGGGGAGGCUCAAUCAGCUCAGGAUUAAGCUAAUCCACACUAAUCUCAUCUUUGUUAAUCUAUUCUCUGGAAUUUUUUACAUGGCCACAGCUUCCUGUAGUACUCGAUUUCAACCGAAGGUCACCAUUGGGGUCUGUAACAUGAAGCUUAGCAAUUGAUUUUUGGGCCGAUUUCUACGAUAUGUUGAUUUGAUUAUUGUGUAUGAUCAAUUGUACUAAUCGGCCACAUGAUCGAACACUGAGGUUUAAGUUACAGUGCCUAGGUUUACCGGUAUUAGUAAGGAGAGAACUAGAAUCUACACUGUAUUAAAUGAAGAUAAAAAAUUCAUUUAGACUAAUAACAUGAUGAUCGGGAUUAACUCAAUUCCCUCAUUAAGAAAUUGCUUUUUGUAUUGUGUUUUCCAAGAAUCUGUAAAUUCAGACUGGUCCAACAGAUACAGUUGAAUUUUAACAAAAUAUAUCAAAAUUUAGAUUCAUGACCAAACAAUUUUAAAUGGUAGUAAUGAAUGAUAUAUCCAAAUUUGUAGGCUUCUUGAAAAGCAAGAUUGGGCAGUUGUUUCUAGACUCGCCUUCUGAUGUUGGAAUUUAUCAUAUCUUCAUAAGAUGUCAAAAUAGUUUGGCUUUUCGUACAAACAUUCUCCUUUUACUUUUGAGCCAAAGGUCUUUAACAAGUAAAAAAAUGCAUUCUUGCUCUGUAGUCUUCUGUUGCAAUGCUUAGAACUGAAAUAGGAGCAGCAAAAAGGUUUAUUACUAAAUAGCAUCUAAGAAUUUUAUUUGUACAAGUAAUUGAUGAAAUUAAAUUUAUAAAGAAACACUGUCACAAAACAAGAAAAAUAUUGUAUUCUGGGAAAGGGAAUUCGGUGGAAGGUGAAGUGGAAAUUCUAAUGUAAAGUUGAAAAGAAACUUUUAAUAUAUGAGCGUCGUCACUGUCAUUCUUGUAGGUUAAUAUUUGUAUAUGUACAGCUGAUUUCUUGAUUUCAAAUGGGGUUACUGUCAUGUAUUGUGGAGUGAUGGAUUUUACUAUUGACCUUACAAGCCCAUCAAACAAAAUUGAAUUGCCGAUUGAGGAUAACUGACAUUUCAACUUGUUAAGGCCAAGUGGUGUGAACUUAAUUGAUGAUUGUAAAAAAUAGGUUGUAAUGGGUAAAAAGCACAAAAGAAGUGGGUGGUAAUGUUAUCUUAGUUACUAUUGUCGAUUAUUUGAAUGACUCUUUUGGAAAAAGAUUGAAUUUGGCUACUCUGUGUUACUUCACAUAUGCUUGUAUAUAAAGCACAAUUUCUGCCAUUUUGUGAUAUUCAUUCAUUCAUUCAUUCACAGAUAUAAAAGUAGAAAGAAAAAUUAUAUAUAUAUCUAAGCUUAUACUCUUUUGUAUUCUUUUUCUUCUUACAAGGGUGUUGUAGGCAUAUGAUCCUGGAAAAUCUGAUUAAUAAUGACGAUGCCCGAGUGAAAUUAAAAGAACGGAUAUAGUGGUAUCUUUAGGCUAAUUAGUAGAGGUUGAUGGUAAGGCAAUAUUAUUUUAGUGUAAUUUAUGUCUGGCAUAGACUGUAUAGGUGUAUAACAGCAGACUACAAGCCUAGUGCCAAGUCAAAAUGUUUUUAAAAAGGAGAUUUUUAAAGUAAUUUAUGGGUUAACCUUGAUUAAAUUCCAUAGCUUUGUGAAUAAUUUGCAUGAAAUGUACCAAAAAUCUUAAUAAUAUUCUGUACAUUUACAUGAUUUUACUGAAAUUUAUCCUUAAGUAAAUGUAUUUUGUUUUCUGUUGAUACUUGUUUAUGAUUUUAAUUUGUUUACUUUUCAAAUUGGAUAGUCUGAUAACAUUUUUUUUUCAUAUCAUACUUGAGCCUAAAUGAUAUUUGUUUAUGUAGAAUUUUAUAACCAGACAUUGAAGAGUUUAAUGGUUGGUCUGAAUUAUGCCAGCCCCAUAUCAUGCAUCCACGACACAUCCCCUAAAUUCUUGUAAAUCUUUAUGAUCGCAACUUUUUAAUUAAUCCCUGAAUGCAAUGAAUCAGUACUAGUUGUCUUGUGAAAAGUGGGCUCGAGGCGACCAUGGACAGUUUGCAUGUACUGCCGACUAUCGACAUAAAUUAUUGCGCAUCUUGAAAAUCGUUGCAAGAUGUUAGGAUGAAAACGUGAUGGCAUUUGUAUAGUAGUGAAAAAUUAAUAAUUAUUUGUUCUCAUGUGUAGAAAUUGAGAAUUUUUGUCAUGGAGAAAAUGUACUAUUCAAAGUGGAUCAUAACAAACAUUUCUUAUUUCAACUAAUAGAAGAUUGAAUGAAUGCUUGUUGAAGAUAUUUACAUUGAAGAUUAUUGAUGUAGUGAUGGGCAAGUUGUUUAUAUAUCAGGUCUUUUUAUUUGUCUCCUCAUAUUAUGAACAUGAAGCCUGCAUAUUGGAUAGGUGUUAUUUAAGUUGACAAAGAAAUGUUUAGAUAUUGUAAAUUUAGAUAUAGUCUGUUAACUCUUGCUUUAAUGACAAAUAUUUUCUGCCAUAUCUUAUCAUGUUUUUUUUUUUUUUGAUCGGUGUGAUUUUGCCCACAAUUGCUAUUAUGAAAUAAUUCUGUAUAAUUUGCUUCAGCAGAUAAUGUAAAUGCAUUCUACUCUUCAAAGAGAAAAUUAUGAGAUAUUAUUGGCCAGAAGGGAUUCUCUUUUGCCAAGUGGUGGAUGAGAUUGUCGGUGCAAAGAAGUUGCUAGUCGUGAUAGUUGUAGUGUUGUUGUGGGUGGCAGGCAACAAGGCAAAUUUCAAGCCUGAUUAGAUUGCUGUUUAGUUAUCAUAGGUGUUUGAAUCCUGUACAGAUAAUACUCGCAAACUGUGUAAACAUGUGUGUAUUUUAGCAACUAUCACUCGUUUUAUUCAAGGGAAUAUUCUUUUCAAUAUAACAUGUAUGAUAACUACAUAAACAAAUGAUUAGCUGCAAAACAAAUAGUACAUAUAGAAUAAAGCAUAUCCUUAAAUUUUAAUUGUAAUGAAAAUGUAGAUUACGGUGAUCUUGCCAUGAAUUAAGUAAGUAGCAUUGUCAGUUUAUAGUGGUGUUUCGUUUUACAACUUUUCUUAGCCAUUUUCAUUUCGACUGAUUCUAGCGUUGAACAAUCACAACAGACACACUUGUACAGAUCUGUUUGAUUUUUACACAUCUUUUUCAACGGAGUGCUUUCCAGGCAAUUUCAUAUAUAUAUAUGUAUACUCAACUUUCAUUUUUUGAAAUUUUCUUUCUUUUAUCCUAGUCUUCAGACUUUUUGAAGAAUCCAUGCUUAGGUUGAUUACAUUUCCACAUUAUUUGAAGUUCUUUGAUUUGUUUUGGUAAUAAUGAUUGUUUAAUGGAGCUAAGAUAUAUCCUGUUUUUGUAACGUAUCGAGUAUGUAAAACACUCAUUAAGAAAAACACAACACUUUUUUGUGAAUGGUGGUUGUGAGACAAAUCGUUCCAAGUUCCUAUUUACUGACAAAUAAAACAUCUAAUUGUUGCCCCACA
Lytechinus variegatus (green sea urchin) is the source of this 6411-nucleotide messenger RNA. RefSeq names its product protein 4.1-like. The transcript is spliced from 22 exons. Bases 224 to 2977 code for a protein of 917 amino acids. Gene Ontology annotation, cellular component: cytoskeleton; plasma membrane. The record is from RefSeq and is a predicted model, not a curated record. Gene Ontology annotation, molecular function: actin binding; structural molecule activity. NCBI's taxonomy places the organism in Eukaryota, Metazoa, Echinodermata, Echinoidea, Temnopleuroida, Toxopneustidae.